This is a messenger RNA of Saccostrea echinata, 2497 nucleotides long. RefSeq lists its product as uncharacterized. The coding region runs from base 121 to 2160 and encodes 679 amino acids. The transcript is spliced from 2 exons. NCBI's taxonomy places the organism in Eukaryota, Metazoa, Mollusca, Bivalvia, Ostreida, Ostreidae. The record is from RefSeq and is a predicted model, not a curated record.
UUCAAUUAGCUUACAGCAUGUUUUGUUGUGUGGGGAGAAAAUAUGACGUCAUAAAAUUAUAGCAUAUAAACACUGAAUUUUUCAGGAAUCCUCACACUUUGUAAGAAAAGCAGAGAAAACAUGCACAAAUCGAUUUUUAUCCUUGGUUCUUUACUUGGCUUCGUUGUCUUCAGCACAGAAGCCUCUUUGCAUAAAACACCAGAGCACUGUGAGAAAACUUGUCAUCUAGACCAUGUGGGAUGUAGCUCAACUUGUCGAAAGCAGCAUAUGGGAAACAGAAAUGGAUUUUUAGACUGCUCUAAAACCUGCAAAUUUACAUAUUCUGCUUGCUCAGAAGGUUGUCUUCCAAAGGGAUUUUCGAACACUCCAAUUGUAGAAGCAGGAGUGACAACUCAAGCAACAAUUCCUGAUAUAUCAACCGCCAAAACUUCACCAACAUCAGUAUGUCUUAAAGCAUGUUCGGUGGUGAGAACCGGUUGUCAGAAUGAAUGCAAUCAAGAUCCAGAACCCGGAUGUCUCCCAGAAUGCACUACUGAUUAUGAUGAUUGCGUACAGGAAUGUGGCACAAGUGCUGUUGAGUCUUCUAAUAUACAAACCACUGCAACCAAUUCAACGAACCAACAAAAGAGAACCUGUUUGGUGCAAUGCUCUAUAGAAAAUGUAGAAUGUAUGGUGGGCUGUCAAACUGACGUUACCGAUACAUCUUGUCUGACUGAAUGUCCUGCAGAGCUAGCAGAAUGUCAAAAAGAGUGUAAUGACCAGUAUCCAGAAACAAAUGCUGCAGGUGGGAGUACAACAAAUACUGUAGAUACAGUACAAGUUGAGAUUAUGAAAGGUACGCAAGAAAACGCAGCUCAGACUGGAAAAUAUAACGUAUACACUGAACAAGUUCCAGCAGCUAAAAGGAACUCUCAGCAAUCAACAGAUGUCAACUGGGUUGACCCAUCUAAUACAAAUCAAGUUCAACCCUACUCAAUCCAUUCUACUUGUGUAAAGCUAUGUGCUACGGAACAAUCUGGUUGUCAAAGCGAAUGUGCUGCAACAGAUCCUUCUUGUCGAACUGAGUGCACACUUGAAUACGAUGAAUGUAUUACUGAAUGUAAUCAAGAUUAUGGACAAAACAAAAUGGGACAGAUAUCAGGAAAAAGUAAUUCUGCAGUUGGAAUAGCACAAAGAACUGGAUCUAUUAGUAUAUCAUCAGCACCAAAGGCAGGAACAGUCGCUGCUAGUGCAGCUACAACCCCAAAACCAAAUGCAGAGCUUGUAAUCCAAACCGUCACUGGAGAGAUCAAAACAAGCGCCUCAAAACCAAUGAGUAUGCUCAAAUUAUUGUGUUUGUCUUCAUGUGUGAUAACAAGAAAUUCCUGUUUAGCUGACUGUAAGAUCGGCACGCCGGAAGUCGGGUGUUCGACUGAAUGUUAUGAAGAUAACACGGAGUGUAUAACUGACUGCAACAAAGAAGAAAUUGAAAGACAGAAGGAAAAACUUGAAAAGCAACUUGAGAGGGCAUCGGAAACGGGUAUCUAUAAUAUACCUGACAACAAAGCCGAUAAGGUACAUGGCACAGUCAAAAUUAGUUCUACUAAACCAAUGAGUGCGCUUAAAUUGAUAUGCCAGACAUCAUGUAUGACACAAAAGAACUCCUGUUUAAAUGACUGUAAGAUAGGUAUACCGGAGGUCGGGUGCUCGACUGAGUGCUAUGAUGAUCAUAGAGACUGUGUGAAAGAAUGCAACGAAGAUGAACUGGAACGCCAAAAAGAAAAACUUGAAAAGCAACUUGAGAGGGCAUCUGAAACCGGCGUACAUGAAACACCGUAUACAAAUUUCAAACAAGGAGCGGUCAGGAUAAGCUCCACAAAACCGAUGAGCUUACUAAAAAUGCUAUGUCAGAGAUCAUGUGAUGCCAAAAGAAAUUUCUGCGUAGAUGAUUGUAAGGUUAGUACACCAGAGGUAGGGUGUUCGGCUGAAUGUUAUACUGACCAUAGAGAGUGUGUGGCUGAAUGCAAUGAAGAUGAAGUAAAACGGCAGAUAGAAAGACUCGAAAAGCAAAAAGAGCAGAUAUCAAAUACUGAUGUUUAUAAUUACUUAUAUAAUGACAUGUAUCUAAACCAUGGCGGAGACUAUGACUAUGGAACAUCAUCAAACUCAAACGAGGGGUGAAGGAAUUUAAAGAGGAUAUGGAAAUCUAAAAAGAAAGAAUACCCAUCUAAAGAGUUCACUCGAUCUGUCACACAACGUCCCACCCCGAUGUGCUCUAGACCUGAGUUCUCUUGACGACUCAGACAAAAACGACGAUAUCUAAGCCUAAAUUCAAUCCCUUGUAUACUGCUUUGAUUGAUGACUUAGACUUAUUCUUUAUGUUUCUUUGUUUGUUCUCAGUUUCCUAACAGUGUAAGAGUGUAAUUGUUAAUAUUUAUUUUUUGAGUGUUGUAUUUUGUAUCUUCAGUGAAGAAUCUCUUUACAAUCCCUUUUUACAAUAAAUUAUUUUCUUUUCUUA